Filobasidium floriforme is the source of this 285-nucleotide messenger RNA. RefSeq lists its product as uncharacterized. Lineage: Eukaryota; Fungi; Basidiomycota; Tremellomycetes; Filobasidiales; Filobasidiaceae. The annotation marks the transcript as partial. The transcript has a single exon. The record is from RefSeq and is a predicted model, not a curated record.
AUGAUCCAGCAGCGGGGAUGGUUCAGAACGUACAACCUUGCCAACAUACCCAUCCACCUGGGGGACAAUCGGGUCAUACAAGCGGUUGGGUAUGGAGAUGUACCUUUACUAUGCAAGGUAGAUGGAGGCGUACGGGUAGUGGUUUUCCAAAACUGCCUCCACGUCCCUAACAUCGCUCUGAACCUCAUAUCGGUACCCACCCUGACGAAAGCCGGCAUCGACGUAGCCAUUCGCAGCAAAACCAUGAUGGUCGAGAUCACGAGAAACGAGAAGCUCAUCGGAACC